Budorcas taxicolor (takin) is the source of this 2496-nucleotide messenger RNA. RefSeq names its product dual specificity tyrosine phosphorylation regulated kinase 2 (gene DYRK2). The transcript is spliced from 3 exons. Gene Ontology annotation, cellular component: nucleus. Gene Ontology annotation, biological process: peptidyl-serine phosphorylation; peptidyl-threonine phosphorylation. The record is from RefSeq and is a predicted model, not a curated record. Lineage: Eukaryota; Metazoa; Chordata; Mammalia; Artiodactyla; Bovidae. The coding region runs from base 379 to 2178 and encodes 599 amino acids. Gene Ontology annotation, molecular function: protein serine/threonine kinase activity; protein serine/threonine/tyrosine kinase activity; ATP binding.
CCCGAGCGAGUCGGCCCAGGCGGCGCAGCCUGCUGCUCCCCCGCGCCCUAUGUGAGGGACUCGGGGAGGCCCGCGGCGCGCCGGGGAGGGCGAGGCAUGUGCACGGGCCGGAGGGUGCUGAGGCCGCCCGAGGAAGAGGAGGACGGCGGCGGCGGCGAGGAGAGCGGGGGGCUCGCGGCGGCGGGCCCGGGCCGAGGGGAUGCAGCGGACUGUGUGUGUCUGACUGUAGCUGACGCGAGGCGGCGAGGAGGCGCCGGAGAUCCGCCAAAGGGGCAACCAGGGGGCGGCCGCGGUGGCGGCCGCGAGAAGUAGCAGCAGGACGGGCGGCGGCGGCGGCGGAGACGGCAGCCUUGAGAUGCAUUUUCUUCUCCAGCGGCCAUGUUAACCAGGAAACCUUCGGCCGCCGCUCCCGCCGCCUACCCGACCGGCCGAGGAGGGGACAGCGCCGUCCGCCAGCUUCAGGCUUCCCCGGGGCUUGGUGCGGGGGCCCCCCGGAGCGGAGUGGGGACCGGCCCGCCCUCCCCCAUCGCCCUGCCGCCUCUCCGAGCCAGCAACGCUGCCACCGCAGCCCACACGAUUGGCGGCAGUAAGCACACAAUGAAUGACCACCUACACGUCAGCAGCCACGGACAGAUCCAGGUUCAGCAGCUGUUUGAGGAUAACAGUAACAAGCGGACAGUGCUCACGACACAACCAAAUGGGCUUACCACGGUGGGCAAAACGGGGUUGCCCGUGGUGCCGGAGCGGCAGCUGGAGAGCAUCCACAGACGGCAGGGGAGUUCCACCUCUCUGAAGUCUCUGGAAGGCAUGGGGAAGGUGAAAGCCACACCCAUGACGCCUGAGCAAGCAAUGAAGCAAUACAUGCAAAAACUAACCAGCUUUGAACACCAUGAGAUUUUCAGCUACCCUGAAAUAUACUUCUUGGGUCCAAAUGCAAAGAAGCGCCAGGGCAUGACAGGCGGGCCCAACAACGGUGGCUACGAUGACGACCAGGGAUCCUACGUGCAGGUGCCCCACGAUCACGUGGCUUACAGGUACGAGGUCCUCAAGGUCAUUGGGAAGGGGAGCUUUGGGCAGGUGGUCAAGGCCUAUGACCACAAAGUCCACCAGCAUGUGGCCCUGAAGAUGGUGCGGAACGAGAAGCGCUUCCACCGGCAGGCGGCCGAGGAGAUCCGCAUCCUGGAGCAUCUGCGCAAGCAGGACAAGGACAACACCAUGAACGUCAUCCACAUGCUGGAGAACUUCACCUUCCGCAACCACAUCUGCAUGACGUUCGAGCUGCUCAGCAUGAACCUCUAUGAGCUCAUCAAGAAGAACAAGUUCCAGGGCUUUAGUCUGCCUCUGGUUCGCAAGUUCGCCCACUCCAUCCUGCAGUGCCUGGACGCUUUGCACAAAAACAGGAUAAUUCACUGUGACUUGAAGCCCGAGAACAUUUUGUUGAAGCAGCAGGGUAGAAGCGGGAUUAAAGUGAUUGAUUUUGGCUCCAGUUGUUACGAGCACCAGCGGGUCUACACAUACAUCCAAUCCCGUUUCUACCGGGCCCCGGAAGUGAUCCUCGGCGCCAGGUAUGGCAUGCCCAUCGACAUGUGGAGCCUGGGCUGCAUCCUCGCAGAGCUCCUGACCGGUUACCCCCUCUUGCCUGGGGAGGAUGAAGGGGACCAGCUGGCCUGUAUGAUUGAACUGCUGGGCAUGCCCUCCCAGAAACUGCUGGAUGCAUCCAAACGAGCCAAAAAUUUUGUGAGCUCCAAGGGUUAUCCCCGUUACUGCACUGUCACGACUCUCUCAGAUGGCUCUGUGGUUCUCAAUGGUGGCCGCUCCCGGAGAGGGAAACUGAGGGGCCCACCAGAGAGCAGAGAGUGGGGGAAUGCACUGAAGGGGUGUGACGAUCCCCUCUUCCUUGACUUCUUAAAACAGUGUUUAGAAUGGGAUCCUGCAGUUCGCAUGACCCCUGGCCAGGCUUUGCGGCACCCCUGGCUGAGGAGGCGGCUGCCAAAGCCUCCGACGGGGGAGAAGACGUCUGUGAAGAGGAUCACCGAGAGCACUGGUGCUAUCACAUCCAUUUCCAAGUUACCUCCACCUUCCAGCUCAGCUUCCAAACUGAGGACUAAUCUGGCACAGAUGACAGAUGCUAAUGGGAAUAUUCAGCAGAGGACAGUAUUGCCAAAACUGGUUAGCUGAGCUGAGCCCCCCGAUGCUGGUAAUUCUGAAAGAUACGACAUUGCUGAGCCUUAUUGGGUUGAAAAAGAGUAGCUCAGACCGGUUUUUAUUUGCUUAAUAACUCGACUCAUUUGUAUCUUUUCGGCACUUGUUUUAAUGUAAGAAAGUUGUUUGUUUUGUUUUAUAAAAUACAUGGGGACAAUGCUUUAAGUUUUUAUACUUUCUCUGAAACUGUUUUUGUGUUCUAAAAGUACGAUGAGCCUUACUGUAAUUAGUGUGGCAGAGUAAUAAACAUCAGUGGCAGGCCAUUGAUCACGUCAUGACUGCCGCGCAUCUACA